Messenger RNA from Metarhizium acridum CQMa 102, 525 nucleotides. RefSeq lists its product as uncharacterized. The record is from RefSeq and is a predicted model, not a curated record. NCBI's taxonomy places the organism in Eukaryota, Fungi, Ascomycota, Sordariomycetes, Hypocreales, Clavicipitaceae.
AUGGACUCCAAGCUUACUAUUACUUCCCUUCGCCGGUCUUCAGAACGAUGGGUCAUUCCAUUCAGUCUUCGUAUCGCCGUUAUCGUGUGCGGCGCACUGGUUCUCGCAUUGACCGGUCAACCCGCGUCAACCAAAAAUGUCAUCCCCAUUCUCUUCUUGGGCCCCCCAGCCGGUCUUUCGAUACUCUGGUCCGCGGCAGAUGCAGCUUGCUAUUUUAUUCACCCGUUGCACCAUGGCAUAACCCCUGGCGCACGAGUAGGCAUGGAUUUGAUCAUCUCGCUUGCCUAUAUAUCUCUUGAGAUAGUCAACGGAAUCCUUAUAACAGGUUGGACGGACGAGGAGUAUCCCUCAAAUACAAAGGAUUCGGAUCGAAUUCAUGCUAUGGUCGAGGCAGCGCUGGCGUUUGGAGGAAUAGCUACAAUCAUCCAUAUUGGUCUUUUCGUCGUGGCGUGUGUGGAAACGCACCGUGAGAACACAGAAGUGAAAAUGCUUAGGGCGAACGCUCUGGCCCUUGGUAAUAUGUGA